AUGUCCAGUAAGUCACCGCUACUGAACCAUGCUAUUAGCCACUUAUACGAAUUUAUCCAGCUCUGGCCUGCCCUUGGCCUUACGAUCAAACAAGAAGACAUCCAGUAUGAACCGCUCUACGACGGAGCCCCAAACCUCUAUUUCAUUAUCGAACACCUACAUAAGUCGUCUGUACUCCUCUCACCACCGCAUAGUCCAACCGCUCGUCUCAAUGGAAUAGAGUGUUUAUUUCGUUACCAAACAAAUAGCUCAGAUAUAGACAAGACAGAUGCUGGAGAAUCCAGAAAUUGCGACGUUGAUACCGAAGACUGUGCCUUCAAGGCAGCUCUACAAUACCAAGUAUCAGACUUGACAGACGACACUUCCAACAGUGCAGUCCAUGAUUACUAUUGGGAAGAGCCAAUGCUAGAUUCUUUCGCCGAUCAUUCUAGGCAACAAUGGGAGGAUGCGGGUUACUUAGCUCAAAGGGCGCUAUGCGUAACCAUUGGUAUCAGGAAGCGUAUGCGUGGCUUACGAUUAUUCCAUCUGGAUACCCGCCCCUCGCUGCUUGAACUGGCCCCUGCUAUCUGGAACGCUCACUAUCUAAAGGUAGUGGCGUGUCAUGCAAAGACCAUUCCCAUUAUUUCAACCAUUCUGGCUAAAUCAUCGCAACAUCAGUCGGCAUCUGUACGGCAAAAAGGUAGGAAGCUAUUGCUAGAAGAUGUCUCCCGCGACAAAGACUGUGAUAGCAUGGAGACUGAAGUCGAACCAAACGCCUAUCUAUGUUCCAUCCAGAAAAGGCUUUGGGAUUUGGUACAAACAACACUAAAACCGACUAUUCAAAUAAAGAAGACUGGGAUUGGUGUUGAUACACCCCGACGCGAAAACACCAAUUGGCCUCUCAUGGUUAUGCCUCCAGACAUGAACUUAGAGGGAUAUGAAAACGGCGAUUAUUUCUACAUGCUAGACGGAAGCACCGACAACGACUUUAACUUCGAAUAUCCUUAUCAGCAUCUCGAGUCUCUAGAGCCUCUAGAUGAGGAAUGUAGGAAUAAUUUCGACGUAACACCCGAAUACGAGCAAUGUUAUUAUGAGAACCAGAAUAUGAUUGUUCUUGAUGAAGACGCUCUUCCAGGAGUCAUUGACAAAAUAGAGAGGGAACCAAGCCAUUCACCGGGCAGUAGUCCUCCGGAUGCUCUCCCUCUCCGAUCUUCGGGUAUACUAGAACUACGGGACGCUUCAACCAUUCAGCAAUACCUUCCCGACCAUUUUAGGAAUCCUAUUAUGGACAUGGAUGAUCUAUACACACCUGAUUAUGCCUACGACGUUGCGGACAUCUACGACGAUACAGAUGAGCUGCCAUGUAACACCGGACAUAUGCUCUGGGGCAUGGAACAAAGUAUGUAUAAUGCUGAAGACGAUGAUCCCACGAUAGAUGAAGGAGCAAUAGAUCACGACAAUGAUGACAAUGGGGAACGAGCAGGUGCUCAGGAUAUAGAAAUGUAUUGA
This is a messenger RNA of Daldinia caldariorum, 1488 nucleotides long. RefSeq lists its product as uncharacterized. The transcript is spliced from 2 exons. The record is from RefSeq and is a predicted model, not a curated record. Lineage: Eukaryota; Fungi; Ascomycota; Sordariomycetes; Xylariales; Hypoxylaceae. Bases 1 to 1488 code for a protein of 495 amino acids.